This is a messenger RNA of Cherax quadricarinatus, 1704 nucleotides long. It is a transcript of the gene beg, whose product is annotated as malonyl-CoA-acyl carrier protein transacylase beg. NCBI's taxonomy places the organism in Eukaryota, Metazoa, Arthropoda, Malacostraca, Decapoda, Parastacidae. The record is from RefSeq and is a predicted model, not a curated record. Gene Ontology annotation, molecular function: transferase activity.
CCCCCGAGUUGGCGAAGGUGGUAGGAGAGUACUUCUUAAUUGAUAGAUUUACCUUUCAGGGAAGAACUAGGGAGAACUGGCAGCCCAAGUUUGAACGACGAGGCGCGGGUCUCGAAGACGCCAGAGCUUCCUUCUAAGACUAGACACCAUCUGAACAACACGUGCCGUGAUCAGCAGGCGGCGCCCCCCACCUGUCUUCACAUAUUAGACCUGGGGAAAUCUGGUGGAGGCACCUCGAUGUACCGUAUAUGACCUCCGUCAGGCCCAUACAUUAGUGCAGUGUAUUGCUUGUAGUAAUGUUGAGCCAUUGCACUCGAUAUGCAAGAAAUUCUUCUGUGAGCUAUUUGCAAGAUCAUGUUCAAAAAGUCUUUCAACAAAUAUUACCUCUCACUAGCACCUGUCUGACAAGAAGCUCCAGAAGAGGAAUAUCGGACAACAUAAUAGAUGAGCAGGGUAAAAAUGAUAAAACAGAUGAAUGCAAAGCAACAGAAAAUAAAUCAAGUAAUGAGCCAUUUGGUAAAGAAUCUCCAAAACAAUUGUUGGAGAAUGCUUCUACCUUUGAAGACUUGCCUUACAGUCCAGAUGAUGUGUGGACACAAGGUCCCUAUCCUCACAAAAGCAGUUAUAAGCAGAGUCAAGCUAAGCAUUCUAAACGGCCCAAAGUUGACCCAAGAGAAACAACAUUAAUUUUAUUUCCUGGACAAGGCACACAGUAUGUAGGAAUGGGAAAAGAAUUGUUAAAAUACCCUAAUGUUCAAGAAAUGUACAAAUGUGCAUCUCAAAUACUCGGCUAUGAUCUCUUGGAACUUAGCCUGAAUGGUCCUCUUCAGAAGCUGAGCAAAACCAUACAUCAGCAACCUGCUGUUGUUGUUGCUUCAUUAGCUGCAAUUGAAAAAUUGAGAGAUGAACAACCCAGUGUACUAGACUCCUGUGUUGGUGUGGCUGGAUUCAGCGUUGGAGAAAUUGCUGCUUUAACUUUUGCUGGUGCUCUGUCAUUUGAAGAUGCAAUAAGAUUAGUAAAGGUGCGAGCCGAGUCAAUGCAACUUGCUUCAGAAAUAACACCUAGUGGGAUGAUGACUGUUAUAUACGGACCUGAUUCGAGAUUAGGUUUUGCAUGUUCUGUGGCAAAGGAGUUAUGCAAACGACAAGACCUGCCAGAAGUUGACUGUCGCAUUGCAAAUUACCUUUUUCCUCAUUGUAAAGUAAUUGCUGGGAAUGAAGAGGCUUUAACGUUCAUUGAGCAAAAUCAAUCAGAUUUCCGAUUGAGACAUCUCAAAAGACUACCUGUCUCAGGAGCCUUCCACACAAACCUUAUGAAACCAGCAGCUGUGGCAGUCAAAGAAAUGAUGACAAGAAUUCCUGUUGAAGUGCCUCUCAUUCCUGUUCACUCAAAUGUUGAUGGAAAAUAUUACAAAAAUGCGACUCAAAUCUACAAGCAACUGCCCAAACAGAUCUACUCUCCUGUCAAAUGGGAACAGACAAUGCACAUCCUAUAUGAAAGAAGUGUAGGAACAAAUUUUCCUAAAACAUAUGAAUGUGGACCUGGUAGAUCACUGAAAACAAUAUUAAAAAUGUGUAAUGCAAAAGCCUGGGAGUCAUGCUUUAAUAUUAAAGCAUGAUAAUGCAUAUAUAUUUUUGCAGUACAUGUGCCAUUAUCUUCAGUGAAUGUUGUACAAUGUAGCACUAAUAAAAUGUUCAAAGCCA